This is a messenger RNA of Oncorhynchus gorbuscha (pink salmon), 9308 nucleotides long. Its product is annotated as phosphatidylinositol phosphatase PTPRQ-like. The transcript is spliced from 53 exons. The record is from RefSeq and is a predicted model, not a curated record. Gene Ontology annotation, biological process: protein dephosphorylation. Gene Ontology annotation, molecular function: protein binding; protein tyrosine phosphatase activity. The coding region runs from base 475 to 9192 and encodes 2905 amino acids. Lineage: Eukaryota; Metazoa; Chordata; Actinopteri; Salmoniformes; Salmonidae.
UCCUCCCCCCUCCCUCCGUUAUUCAACAUUCACCUGGUGGAGGUAACAGAGAGAGAUGCAGAGCUUCACUGGAGUGACCUCACAUUCGUAAACUCCUCUCACCCUGCCCCCCAGCUCUAUGUCCAAUACCAAGAAGAGGAGGAAAAGGAAGAAAAACAUGGGGAAGAGAAGGAGAGGAGGACUGCAGGUCGAGUCCCAGUGUCUCUAUUCUCCAGAGGGCUGAAAGUGCCAGGCCUGUACCCAGGCAAGGUCUACUCUCUGUCCCUCAGAGCCUCCCACCUUACUGGGGCCGCAUGGAGCCUGGGGAGCGCUCAGACUUGUCACACACGGCCCCUUCCCCCUCGAAACAUCACCAUUAGCAAUGUGACAGCCAGUCAGAUCACAGUAAGCUGGACAGCCCCAGACUCCCAGCAUGCUGUGCGGUGGAACUUUCUGGUUCGCUGGGAGGGUGUAGCCUCAGGCCAGGAGACGAGAAUGGUUGUGGCUAGCAGCGCCAGGUCCGCUGUGAUUGCAGGACUGGAGGGGUUCAGGAAGUACAAGGUCAGAGUUGACUCCGUCACAGAACACGGUGUGGAGAGCUGUGGAGGGGAGGAACUGACCCUAUACACUGCGGUGAGCCCCCCAGGUGGUGUGGUUGUGUCUAGCAGAGGGGAGAAUCUGACAGCGUGCUGGUCCGCCCCGUCAGGUGAAAGCCCUGAUGGGUACUAUGUUAGGCUACGCCCCGUCAGCCAGGCCCGCCCCAUGGAACUGUGGGUAAAUGAGUCCAGGUGUGUGUUCCUAGCCAUAUUCAGUCCAGGGCAGAACUACGAGGUGGGUGUGGCUUCAGUGAGAGGAGAGAACAUGAGCCAAGAGAUCAACACCACAUACAGAACAGAGCCUGGGCCCGUGCAGGCAGCUGUCCCUCUCUCGGUAGGAAGCAGUUCUGUGGUUCUGUAUGUCCAGAGACCAGUAUUGGGUGUGUGUGAUGGAGUGAGGGUGUGUGUGUGUAAGGGAGUGUGUGAGGGUGUGUGUGUGUGUAAGAGUGUGUGCGAUUGGUGGCCAUUCCCCCCAGGUAAGCACACAGUAACAGUUGGCAGCCUGACUCCAGGGGAGGAGUACCAUCUCAGUGUCUACAGCACCAGCCGACACAGGACCGGACCAGCAUACCAAACACACACACUCAGGACACGCCUGGCCUCUCCCAGUACUGUGAGAGAGGGCUCAGUAACAGAGUCAUCAGUAGAGAUGCUGUGGGAUCCAGCCUCUGGACACGGACACAACUAUGAAGUCAUCUGUCUCAACUGUCACCACACACUCAUGGUCCAGAAGGUGUGUGUUCCGAGGGCAGUGUUCUCUGGGUUGCUACCAGGCAGGCUGUACCACUUCUCUCUGAGGACGGAGAAAGAGUCCUUCACAGACAGCCCCCCUGUCACACUCAGCAUCACUACAGCUCCCAGUCCAGUGAUGGUAUCAGUCCUCAGUAGGACCACAUCGUCUGUGACAGUUGGCUGGACCCAGGCCAGGGAUGUUGUCAAAGGCUUCAUCCUGUCAAUCAUAAACCAAACCUCCAAUCAGCAGCUGAAACUCUCAGCCCAGGAGCCAUGGUCUUACAGGUUUGAGGACCUUUCCCCAGGAAGCUAUUACACAGUAUGUGUUAUCAGCAGCAAUGGAGAGAGGAGGAGUACACCGGCUUCUGUAGACUUCAACACCAUCCCAGGAGCCCCACAGGAAGUGCUGCUGGUCGAAGAGGAUGUGACCUCAUCAGUGUUUGUGAGCUGGGGAGCCCCAGCAGGGGGCGUGGAGGGGUACAAGCUCCUGUUGUGUCUCUCUGGGGAUAAGUCAUCAUGUCGUGAGAUGGGGGUUCAUAGCAACAGUCUCCAGGUAGGAGGUUUGACCCCUGGAUCAGAUUAUGACAUCACCGUCCUGAGCCUGCUGGUAUCAGACUUCAGCCAGCCUGUCACUACACAGUUCUCCACACGUCCGGCCGGUGUGUGUUCCCUCUUUCUGCUCUAUGUUAACUCUUCCUGUGCCGUGGUGAGGUGGGACGCUGCCAUUGGCCAGUUUGACUUCCACAGGGUAACUGUUGGAAAUGGCUCGCAAGCACAUACGAUAGAGGUCUCCAAGGAGAGGCAGGUUGCUACAGUAACUGGGUUGAGGGAUGGCUGUAUGUACAACAUGAGCGUGGAGCGCAUUAGACGAGGAGAGGCAGGGACAGCGGCCUCCCUAACUGUUACCACAGUGCCGGGCCGUGUGCGUGGUGUAAAUGUGGUUAGUGUGUCUGCUCAGAACUUCUCUAUGCGUUGGGAGCAGUCAGAGGGGUGUGUGGACCAGUACCUCGUCAGCCUGCUGCCCAACCAAGGAACUGUCUCUGUCUACCGCACAGUCGACAGACUCGUACAGGCUGAUGUAUCCAGUCUGAGUCCUCGAACAGUGUUUACGGUCAUGGUGACCGCCGCCUCCUCCUCCAACCUCAGCCCACCGGUCAGCCGUAUAAUCAACACCAACAAGACCGCCCCAACAUCCCCUCCCACCAAUCUAGAGGGGGAGAGGGUGGGCUCCAAUGGGAUCCUUCUGUCUUGGACCAUGCCCUCUGACUCCCGCGUCGAUGGUUAUGUCAUCAGGUACAAAGAGGUGUGUCCAUAUCCAGACCCCACCUUCAAAGAGGUGACCAAACACCUGGACAUCCCUGAGACCCUUCUCAACCUCUUCUUACCAGGGUCUACCUAUAACAUCAAGGUUGCAGCAGAAAACUCUGCUGGUAUUGGACCCUAUAGCAAGUCUCUGUACAUCAAAACUGCUGAGGCUCCCCCAGGCCUGGUGACUAACCUGACAGCGUUUGCUGAGAACCACACGUUUGUAGUGGUCACUUGGCUCCUGCCACUCCGCAUCAACGGUCUGAUCACCAAGUUUGCGGUCAAAGCCAAACACGCUCGUACUGGUCAGACCGUCCGCAUACUGGAGCUGGAUGCUGAGGACAUCAUGACCGGAGCGCUACCACACUGCAACGAUGCAGCAGACAUUCUGUCUCGUGGGACCCCCAGUCCAUCAGAGGUGACAGCUCUGACAGCGUCCUCUCCUCCCGUCACCCUGUCAGCCGUCCCGCCCGCCGCCACCUGGGCCGUACCAAUAUCCGUAGGGGUGGACCAGCUGCGACCUUACACAGCAUACGUCUUCGAAGUGUCCGCUUUCACCUCCGACGGAGAGGGACAGGUCGCCUCCACCAUGGUCCGCAUGCCUGAGUCAGCCCCAGAGGACCCCCCCCACAACCUGUUGGUAUGGAACGUGACGUCUAAGUCGGUCUCUGUCUCCUGGGAUCCCCCAACCAUCGUUACCGGACGUUUCAGCUACGUUAUCUAUCUCUACGGCCCCACAGGGUUUAUCUAUGAGAACAGCACAUGGGACCUGAGGUUUGUGUACUCUGGUCUGACACCCUACACACGCUACAGAGUGGCGGUGCGGGCCAAGUCUGCUGGCCAGCUGGGGCCUGAGGCCUUUACUGCUGUACUGACACCUGCUGAGGCUCCCAGUGCAGUGCAGGCUCUGCAGGCAGUAGCAGUAGACUCUGUGUCGGUGCGUGUGAGUUGGAGAAGUCCUGCCCAGCCCAACGGUCUGAUCACACAGUACAGACUCCUGGUUCUUUCUGACAACACACUGCUGCAGGAUAUCACCCUCACUGGAACACAGGAUCUAAAUUACACUGAUCUCCUUGGUGAUGGAACGUUUGCUGCUGUUAUCCCUGACCACUCUCUCCGGCGUAAGAGAUCAGCUGACAGCCUGACCACCUCCCCACCUGCGUUCACGGUCACCCUCCCCGACCACACGCUCAUCACCGGCAUGACCAGGACUGCAAUCAGCCGCACACACAGCGCUCCAACCAGCCCUAACACUAACUUUGAGCACAACAGCAACACUGACCCGACAGUCACUGAGGGCUCCAGUCUGGCCAGUAUGGCCCCUGGGGCUGGCCAGACCUCUGACUUUCCAGACUCCACCCCUCUGACCUUUGACCAUGUGACUUCAGGGACCUCUUCCCUCUCCCUAACCACCUCAACCCCGGCCACACCCCUCCCUUGGCUCACUGCCCACCCACAGCCCGGCCAGCUCACCUCUGGCAAGCCACACCUCUCUACCCGCUCUGCACCUGCAGCCACUGGACACCUCCAGACACUGCUGACAUACCUCUUCACCAGGGCUGCUGCAUCCAGCACCCCAGGAAGAGUGUAUGUGAGGGACAAGGUCAUAGACAUACAGGCUAAGGAGCUGUCUUACCUAGUCUCUGGUCUCAGUCCCUUCACUGACUACACCUUCACUGUUACCGCGGCUACUACUAUUGGAGAGGGACCUGCAACACACGUCACUGAGAAGACUCGUGAACAGGUUCCUAGCUCAGUGGUAGGAGUGUCCUAUCAGAAUGUUAGCUCCACCUCUAUCCUGGUCAGCUGGACUCUGCCCCUCAACCCAAAUGGACGAAUCACACACUACACUCUCUACGGACUCAACCUACACAGCAACCGGGCCCUGCAGAGAAUUACACACAACACCAGCAUACUGCUCACAGGGCUGGAGAAGUAUACAGGUUAUAAAUUGAGAGUGGCUGCAUCUACUGCUGUAGGAGAGAGCUCUCUGUCUGACCUAGACGAUAUUUUCGCUGUCACACCCGAGGAUGAACCUGACACCCCGCCUGUAGGGUUAACAGUGGUAGACACUUCUCCCUCCACCACCACCCUCUCUUGGUUGCCCCCGGAGAGAGCCAAUGGGGUGAUCCAACAGUAUGAGGUUCUGUACGAGAACCAAUCAUAUGUGGCAGUGUUGAACAGCUCUGUCCCCAGAGUGACUCUGACAGGGCUAAGGCCGUUUUCAUACUAUAAUGUCUCUGUCAGAGCAUACACACGCAUCGGACACGGGAACCACACCUCAGACACACUCACUAUGCUGUCUGGGGAGGACGUUCCGGGUAGUCCUUCCUACGGCCUGUCCUACGUGUCUGUCAGUUCCAAUGAGGUGAACGUGACAUGGGAGCACCCCCUGGUGCCCAACGGAGUUAUCACACACUACAGCCUUGAGCUGCGAAACUCCUCCCACUUCCUCAACCUGACCACACCCAUCAACCACGCCCAGAUCACACACCUGAGGAAGUUUGCGCAAUACACUCUGGUGGUGAAGGCACACACACGUAUUGGCUCCGGAAACCACAGCAGUGACCCUCUCAACAUUACCACUCUGGAGGACGUGCCCAGUGAUCCGGUCCACAACCUCAGUGCUCAGAUCUUCAGUUCUACGGCCAUCAUUGUAAGCUGGGACCCCCCUAUGGAACCCAACGGACGCCCCUUCUACCUGCUCACCCUGCAGGAGGCUGGACUCCCCCUUACCACUGAACCCCUGAACCCCCCUAAACCUAACAGCAACCCCCCCGGACCCCCCGCUGUCAACAAUACCAUCACCAAGAUAACCAAUGACAACGUCUUCCUGUUUACCAAACUCAGGAAGUACUAUCCCUACGUCUUUACUGUUACCCCGGCAACCAGUGCCGGCCCCGCCCACAACCACACCAGCCUGCUGCACGUAAGGACCGAUGAUGAUAUCCCCAGUUCAGCUCCAGUGCUGGUGUCCAGUAGGAACCUGUCGUCCUCCUCAGUGUCUGUGGUGUGGCAGCGCCCCCUGGAGACCAACGGAGAGAUAACUGACUAUUCCCUCACCCUGUUCGGCCCUGGAGGCUCCAACACCACACACACCCCCAACACCACCCUCACACUUACACUGCUGCUGCCCUACACAGCCUACAACCUCUCUAUCACCGCAGCCACCCGCAAGGGCUCCGGACCCCCGCUACUACUGAUGCUGCACACAGACGAAGCAGGUCCGAUGUCUCCUCCCCGGAACCUGUCUCUGUAUAACCACACAGCCUUCUCUGUGUGGCUGACCUGGGAACCCUCUCUGGAACCCAACGGUGUGGUCACACACUACGGCUUCAGGAUCCUGGAGAACAACACAAACACACUCACUUACCAAAACUCUACAGGUCCGUGGACAGAAGGACAGCUGAGUGGGAUCCGGCCUCACAGCUCCUAUGAGAUCAGUGUGUUUAGCUACACCAGAGUGGGUCAUGGAGACCAGUACAGCACUCCUGUGUCCUUCACAACCAAUGAAUCAGUGUCAGAGGUGGUGGGUAACCUGUCCUGCUCUGGUCUGGGCUGGGACUCUGUGUUUCUACACUGGGAGCCUCCAGCCAACCCUAAUGGACUCAUCCUGUACUACCAGGUGGACACACGCUCACAGGCAUACAUACACCAGGCUUACACAAACCAGUAUACGGUCAGCGGGCUGGCGCCGGACGCAGAAUUCACACUCACCGUGACGGCUGUCAACUCUGCCGGCCCAGGAGACCAGAUCAACUGUACUGCCUACACACACCCCGAGUCAGUUCCUGGUGUCCCUCGCUUCCUGAGUGUGUCAGAGGCCACAGCCACCAGUGUAACGCUCCAAUGGGCUCCUCCCCUCUCUGCUCCGGGCAUGCUCACUGAGUACCGCAUCACCGUGCAGCUGCUGUCACCCGACUGCCAGUCUGACACACCCCUAGCUGGGGCCACACCCCUUCCAGAGCCGACCGUUGCCCUGGCUCCAGGCUGCGUCCAUCAGGAUGUGUUGGUGUCAGUGAAUGGUUCUGAUGGUGGUGAGGGCAACAGGAGCAUCACUCUACAGUCUCUGGCCAAGUACCGCCUCUACCGCUUCAGAAUCACAGCCCUUACGAAUGCUGGGCCAGGAGAACACACACCCUGGAAAUACACACACACACUGGCUGGGAACCCUGAUGCCCCUCCCAGUGACCUGUCAGUGACCAUGUCCUCCAACAGCCUCCGUAUCCAAUGGCAACUCCCAGAUGUGAUCACCGGCCCCACCUCCUACCUCAUAGACGUCCUCUCUCUGGAUAGCGAGGGGUUAAACCAGUCUGUGGUACGCAGUCCAGAGGAGCUGAGGAUUGUAGUUGUGUCAAACCUGACUGCGUUCACUCGCUACUCUGUGACCGUGACCGCCUUCACUGGAUCACUGGAGAACGCACGGCGGGAUGGACAGGCCACUGAGCCCACUGUCAUCAGAACAAUGGAGGAAGAGCCCAGGGAUCCUCCUAAGAACGUGACCCUGCAGGUGAUUCCGGAGGAAGUGACCCGUGUGUUUGUGACCUUUGCCCCCCCUGAGGAACCCAAUGGGAACAUAAGUUCCUACACAGUGCUUGUCUACCGCCAGGGCCAGCUAGAGAUGACCAUUAACCACCUCAAUGUGGUCAAAAAUAAGAACCGCACUCUGACCGCAGUCAUCGACGGGCUGAAGGGAGGCUUCAACUAUAGUAUACGGAUUGCAGCAGUAAACGGAGCAGGUUUAAGCCCCCCCAGCUCAGAGGUUCGGAUCACUACUGGAAUCAUAGCUCCUGCCAAGCCCACCCAGAGACCCCAGGCUGUGCUGGACCGAGGAGGAGUUGCCAUGGUAACCUCCAGGAGCAUCAUUGUUCGCAUGCCAGCCUGUUUCUACAGUGAUGACAACGGACCAAUCAGGAGCAUCCAGAUCAUCGUGGCAGAAUCUGGGGUGAUGGACAGCAGGAACCUAACCAACUGGAAGAUCGCAUUCCUCUCUCGUCCCGCCCCCUACCUGACUGACAAUGGCUUCCCCAACCCACUCUGUGUGAGGGACGGCGAAAGCAGGGACACACACACACAAACCAGCAGACACAACAACUCACAGAUUAGACACAGAAUUGUGAGGGACAGGGUGCUGGACCGUAGAGACCACCAGGAAGACCACUAUGUUAUCGGAGAGGAGGGCAACUGUCUGACGGAGGAGUACAGUAACACACUCUGUAACGGACCCCUCAAACCAAACACUGUCUACGUGUUUAAGUUCCGAGCCACCAACAUCCGAGGCCAGUACACAGACUCUGACUACUCUGAGCAUAUCAGAACCACAGUGGAUGGGUUGUUGACCAGAGAUGAACAGAUCAUUCUGGGAGUUCUCCUCUCCUUCUUCCUGGCCGUGCUACUCAUCAUCAUCAUCUAUGCCUCUGUCAGGAUCCGUCAGCGUCAGAAGGAGGGAGGGACCUAUUCUCCCCGGGAGGCGGAGAUUAUAGAGACCAAGUUUAAACUGGAUCAGAUGAUCGCUGUGGCCGACCUGGAGCUGAAGGAAGAGAAGCUACACCGGUAUUCCUCCUUCUUCUUUAGACGGAAGGAGAUAUUUGUCAUCCAACUUCUCAGCUACAGAAAGUCUCUCAAGCCCGUCAAUAAGAAGUCUUUUCUGCAGCAUGUAGAGGAUCUGUGUGCCAACGAGAACGCCAAGUUCCAGGAAGAGUUCGCAGAGCUACCCAAACUGCUGCACGACCUGGCUACAUCAGAUGCUGACCUUCCCUGGAACAGAUCCACGAACCGCUUCACUAACAUCAAACCCUACAACAACAACCGUGUUAAGCUGCUGUCUGAACCUGGCUUGCCUGGAUCUGACUACAUCAACGCUAGCUUCAUCUCAGGCUAUCUGUGUCCCAGUGAGUUCAUAGCGACUCAGGGUCCUCUCCCCGGUACUGUGGCUGACUUCUGGAGGAUGAUCUGGGAGACUCGCACACAAACCAUUGCUAUGCUCACACAGUGCUAUGAGAAAGGAAGGAUCCGGUGUCACCAGUACUGGCCAGAAGAUAAUAAGCCGGUGACAGUAUUUGGGGACAUCAUCAUCACCAAGUUGACAGAGGACGUCUAUCCUGACUGGACCGUCCGAGCUCUCAAAGUGGAGAGGCAUGGGGACUACAUGGUGGUUCACCACUUCAACUACACCUCCUGGCCAGAGCAUGGUGUACCCGAGUCCAGCACCACACUCAUACAGUUUGUUCGAGCCAUCAGAGCCAACAGGCAUGAGAACACCACUAUAGUGGUGCACUGCAGUGCUGGUGUGGGCAGGACAGGAGUGUUUAUAGCGCUGGAUCACCUGAUCCAACACGUCAGUGAUCACGACUUUGUGGACAUCUACGGUCUGGUGGCUGAACUCCGCAGUGAGAGGAUGUGUAUGGUGCAGAACCUAGCCCAGUAUAUGUUCCUACACCAGAGUACUCUGGACCUGCUGAACAGUAAAGGAAACAGCCAGUCCAUCUGGUUUGUUAACUACUCUGCUCUGGAGAAGAUGGACUCACUGGACGCAAUGGAGGGUGAUGUUGAACUGGAAUGGGAGGAGACUACGAUGUAAAGGCUGAGAACUUCUCAGUCAACUUCACACCUGAUAAACACACCUAUUCCUGAGUCAUGGGGCCAAAUCCUGGACAUACUGACUGUUUGUCAGAUGGAUUGGUCAACCAGAGAUAG